AUGUUCUUUUUUAAUCUAAUAUCUCAUCUGUUUAAUCUUGUUUUUCUGUUUUUAUUUUAAUUGGUUAUUUUUUAUUAAUUUGUUUAUUUUUAUUUAUCUGCUUAUUUAUUUAUUUAUUUAUUUAUUUAAUUCUUUUAUUUUAUUUUAUUUUUAUUUAUUUUUAUUUAUUUAUUUUCUUUUUAUUUAUUUUAAUCUUUCUUGAUAGUCCACCACUUUAAAAUAUCUUUUUCUUCUGUGUGUCUCCAUGUCAUGUCUCAGUUCCUAGUAAAAAAUACUUUUUAUAUAUUGAUGCGAAAGUAAUAGACAUCAUCUGGGCUGUCUUGCAAAUUAUGGAUAAUUUGUUUUGUUUUAGACGGUGAAUGUAGACAUUUUGAAAAAACAACCGCUAAUUAAUUAUAUUAAUUAAUUGCGAUAAUUUGCUUUAAUCUUCAUGAAAAUGAAUAUUUAUGCCUGAGUAGUUUUGGGCCGGAUUUAAAAACUUAGGGAGAUCUAACCCUUUAUUUAUUGUAUUAAAAACUUUGGUAACCUCUUUCAUCCCCACAACGAAGAGGUUAGACAUAAAUAUACAUUUUCGUAUGA
Molecule: messenger RNA, 579 nt
Organism: Tetrahymena thermophila SB210
Lineage: Eukaryota; Ciliophora; Oligohymenophorea; Hymenostomatida; Tetrahymenidae
Product: transmembrane protein, putative
Exons: 1
Source: RefSeq, a predicted model, not a curated record